Gadus macrocephalus (Pacific cod) is the source of this 6440-nucleotide messenger RNA. It is a transcript of the gene bcor, whose product is annotated as BCL6 corepressor. Gene Ontology annotation, biological process: negative regulation of transcription by RNA polymerase II. Gene Ontology annotation, molecular function: transcription corepressor activity; protein binding. NCBI's taxonomy places the organism in Eukaryota, Metazoa, Chordata, Actinopteri, Gadiformes, Gadidae. The record is from RefSeq and is a predicted model, not a curated record. Gene Ontology annotation, cellular component: nucleus.
CACCUGCAGGUGGAUGCGAGGCUUACGCCUAUCGGGCUCGACCGAGGCACUCUAAUGCGGGACAGCCUCCGUCUGCACGGCGGGGUGGUCUACCCCGGGAUCCGGGCCCUGCCGGCCGAGAAGGGCCGGGAGGGGACGUCCCUGCCCCUGGGUUACGGCCGGGACGGCCUCCCGGAGCUCAUCUACAAGCCUGACGGCUCCAUGGACAGCCGCAAGCCGACCAACGGCUACCUAGGCCUGUACAAGGGCGCUCCGCUGGGCCUCCACAAGCCUGUGAUGGUGCAGGGGACCGGAGCGGAAGGCCUGGGCCUGGAAUGUAGAGCGGGUGGGCCGGGGGACAAGAGGGCAUCAGAGCUGAGCCUGGCUGGCGCCGGCGGUAGCUACCUCCGUCUGCCCUGGCUCAGCCCCUACCCCGAGGCCAACAUGUAUCCCUAUAUGGACUCCUCCAAAUACGCCGCCCUGAGCAUGUACAAAGCCUCCCUGCUUAGCCAGCCCAACCCCUACCUCCCCCAGCACCUGGCCUACCCCUCGCUGUGUGCCGCCCAGGGGGGCAGUGUGAACCAGGCCGCCGCCUCCGCUGCCGAGCGGCUGUACUACAUGCCACCCUAUCCGCCCUCUCCCAUCUCCUCGCCCAUGGUGGCUCCCCCGAUGAGGAUUCCCGCGGUGACGGUGGCCCCCACCUCCAUGGUGCACUGCCAGGACAAGGGGCUUAGCGUGGGCUCGCCGUUCGGACAGCAGCUCCACCAGCCCUCGUCCCACACCCAGCAUCACCAGGCCAACCCUGACAGAGACAGAUCUCCAAACAGGAGCAGCAAAACAAACAGACCCCCUUCCCGCAAAAGCCUUGGCAGUAGUAACGCUGGCGGUAACGGUGGUAACGGUAGUAGCUCUGGCAGCGGCAACAACAACAACAACAGCGGUGGAAACAACGGCAGUAGCUCCAUCGACUCUUCUCCUCGUGCCUCUUCUCGCAUCCCCCACCCUCCCCAAGCUCUGUCCGAUGGCUCUGUGGACUUACAAAGACCGGUGGCUAGAAUGGGUCAACCGCCCACCUCUUCCACCUCUUUAUUAUCCUCCCAGUCCAUUCCCCAUCCGUACUCUGUCAACGGCAUGGCACCAGAGCAGCCCUCUCCGGCCCGACCCAGUCCCCAUAAGCCCCGGCCCAGGGACGGCCCGUCGGAGCAAAGAGCCGAGCGAGGCGAGAGGAGAGCGAGCAGGUCCCCUUCCAAACCCAGUUUCGACCGGGCUGCUCAUCAGUCCUCUGCAACCAAAGACCCGGCGGAGAAGCCCCUGGACCUCUCUGGAAGGAUGCUUGAGUUUGGCCUGCCCCCUAACGGCUACCCUGUAAAGAUGGACGCUUUGACUCCAGGGGCCCGCUACGGGCUGCCCCCCAGCCGUGAGCUCUUAAAGGAGACCCUUUCCCUGUCUCCUCCUUUGCAUCCCCACCCGGUGGGCAGCAGCACUUCCUCCAAGGUCUCCGAGAGGCCCGAGAUAAUCAGCACUUUACACUCCUCCUGGGUGGUGCCCAACCCGUCCCCAUCCCAUGCUCAGCACAUGCCGGGUUUACCCUCUUCCCCGAGGCCCAACCCCAGCCAGGACCCAGGCUCAGUCCAAGCCAAAAGCUCCUCCCCGUCGGUCAUCAAACACAAGGGCCUUGAGAAGGUGCUGCCUCAGCAGCGCAGCUCCUCCUGUCCACGGAUAGGAGAGCCCAACCACACCAUGCCCUCCGCCCAACACCCUAGCUCAUCUCUCAUCCCGUCCAGGCCCGUUUCCCCGAGGCCCAACGGGGACUGGCCCAAACACAGCCCCAACCCAUCAGAACAUCACCAUCACCGAGAGGGGGGAGACAAGUCCUCCCAGUCCUCUAAGAGAGGGGAGACGGCUCCCGAUGUAACUUCAUACAAAAGGCAGUGUUUGGAGAACGGUCACCUUUACCUCUCCCAGAGCGACGCCUACUUGAACCACAGCUUGGCCUAUGCCAAUAGAUACCUGCAAUACUCUGUCCCCGAUGGAAUGGCCCUCCACUCCCUUCCCCUGGGGGCCAAAGGCCCUGUUUACCCUCACCCAGUGUUAUUGGGCAGCAACAGCCUUUACCCAACCCACUUGGCGGCCAAGCACCCCUUACCAUACCACAACCUGGCCGCUCCAUCUGGGGGAGAGUACCUCACCUUUAACUCCCAGGAGAUGUCCCACCCCCUGAUGCAGACCCACACCGAAGCUAAGCUCCAGGAAAGGGGGGAUGUGAGCCUAAAGCCCAGGGGAAUAGACAAGCCCAGGAGUCGGGCGGAUGAAUGUGGAGGGGACCGGGCCGGAGCCAUGGCUCGGUGUGAAGGGAGCCAAAGGAUACUGGAGAAGGGCGCGGGGGAGCCGGGUGCAAGCCACGCAAACCCGCCGUCCUCUUCUGCAUCGUCGAGGGAGAGAAUCGUCUGCAUUGACCUUGUUCACUCCGACACGGACGCAGAGUCUACCCCCAAAGUGCACAAGCUGCCGCCUUUGGUUCCAGGCGCAAAAGUCAACCAAAAUGAAUGUGACAACCAAAACCAGACGAAGUCUGAAUACGAGCCAAAACAUCCCCGUCUCCCUUCUCCUCCUCUCGCCUUCCCGACCGGCCUUACCCCCAACCUGAAGGCACCCCACCACGACCGGCGCUCAGACACCACCUUUGGGCACAUGAGGCUGGCCCCGGUCGCCGGCUGUGCCAGCGGGACGUCAAGCUCGCCCCAGUGCUCCCCGGCACGGAGUCCCAGCCCGGACCUCGGGGACCAGGACCAGAGCACCCUGAGCUGCGCCCGGACGUCGGGCGAGCGCGGGAAGUGCAAAGGAGAGCGACGAGGCCCCGCUUACGCGCCUCAGACGUGCAGUGACCUGGAAAUGGAGGCCGAGCGGGAAAUCCUGCGCGGCAGAAGGGCUGAGAGGGAAGACGGCAUCGUGGACCCGGAGGACUCUCACGGGGAAUGCGAUGAGGAUGACGACGACGACGACGACGACGACGACGACGACCAUUCGUCCAGGGGCUCACGGAGGUCCAGCCUGGCCAAGAGGAUUGCAAACUCCACGGGCUAUGUGGGCGACCGCUUCAAAUGUGUCACCACAGAGCUAUAUGCAGACUCCAGCAAGCUGAGCCGGGAGCAGAGAGCCCUGCAGAUGGAAGUCAUAUCACAAGAGGAGAGUAAUAUAAGUCAACCUGCUGCUAACUGGGAGCGGGCGAUGAUGCGGUUCUCGGAGCUGGAGCUGAAGGAGAAGGAGGGCGGCGGUGUGUGUGUGUCUGCGCCGGGUGCGGGACGCGAAUUGGCAGACUGCCAGCGAGAGCAAAUGCUGGAACACGGCCAGCUCACCGCCAGGCAGGCGGAGAGGGAGGGGGUACGGCCGGCCUACGGCAACAACCGGGUCCCGGUCCUGCAGCGCUGCGGCGGGGCCCUCCGGGAGCCCCUGCUGGGAGGGCAGGGCCUGGCGGACGGGGCCAGGAAAGGUGCGCGGGAGGCCGACAUCGGACACGGCGUGCCCCCCACCUUGGCACCGGCUAAUGGGCACCUCGUGGAGCGGGGCGCUCCCCCCGGCGUGGGGCCCGCCAGGAAGCGGCCCCCUUUGCCCCGAGGCCGGGGAGAGAGGCCGCAGGAGGCGGAGGGGGAGGCGCGGGGGGAGCGGGACAGGACGUCCCACCCAGAGAAGAGAGCCAAGCUUUGUACUGCCACUAUUGCCCCCUUUCUCAUCUUUCUAAAUCGUCGACUGACUCUAGAUUUCAGGUUGUGUGUGGCGAGAGCAGAGAUCCUCCCCGGGACGACCACCGGCCGGCCUUCCCCCCCCGACGAGGAGGAGGAGGAGGAGGAAGAGGACGAGGACGUGAGGAAGCUGAAGGUGUGCAUCGAGCUAAAGGGGCUGAGGCUCAGCAAGCCCAACGCCCUCGGCGCUGCCUCGCCCGACCGGGCCCGACAUCAAGCAGGAGCGGGCGUGGCCCCAGCCCAUCCCCGCAUGUCGGGCCAGGCCCCCAGCCCCUGGGAGAGGAGGGCCCGACCCGGCGGCCCUGAGGACAAGGCGGCGGCGGCGGCGGCGGCGCAGAGAGCGGAGAUCCACAGGAAGUGGGGCUGCGAGAGGUCGUCUAACGGCGGCCCUGUCGCCCCCGCCCUCCCCCCUCCCGGCCAGCCCAAGGACCGAGAGCCCCCGCUUGCGCCCGUCGCCGGGGACCGGCCGUGCGGGCCCCGGGACGUCAGGAGGGCGCCCCCCUCGCCCGCCUCCUCGGACCACCUGGGUGCCGGGGACCCCGUCGCCGUCAAGCCCCGUCGCCACAGCGACGUGGACAAGCCCAAGGGCAAGCGCCCCUGCAAGACCAAGCACACCAGCCAGAGGGAGCGGCGCCGGGGGGAGGCCCCGCCCACCGGCCCUCGCUGCGCCAGCGACCCGGGGGCCGCGGUGGACGACGACGACGACGGCAACAACAAGUCAAGCGAGCAGCGCAGCGCCGCCAGGAGGAGCGCCGCCUCUCCCGAUCAUUACCCCGGCUCUCCGGUCAAGCCCUGCUCCCCUGGCUGCCCGGCCCCGCCGCCCCCCCCACAGCCCCAGGCCACCGCCAGGGGGGCCGCCCCGGCCGAGGGAGCGGGGCCGCCACGCAGGCCCUCCCCCGCCGAGCCCCCCGCUGUGCGGCCCGUUCCGCCGGAGGCACGGCGUCUGAUCGUGAACAAGAACGCCGGCGAGACCCUGCUGCAGAGAGCGGCGCGGCUCGGCUACGAGGAGGUGGUGUUGUACUGUCUGGAGAACCGCGUGUGUGAGGUGAAUCACCGCGACUACGCGGGCUACUGCGCGCUCCACGAAGCCUGCGCCCGCGGCUGGCGCACCAUCGUCCAGCAUCUGCUGGAGCACGGGGCGGACAUCAAUUGCAGCGCCCAGGAUGGCACCAGACCGAUCCACGACGCUGUGGAGAACGACCACCUGGACGUGGUGCGGGUGCUGCUGUCUUACGGGGCCGACCCCACCCUGGCCACCUACUCCGGCCGCGGGCUGCUGAAGAUGACCCACAGCGACAACAUGGAGCGCUUCCUCAUCGAUUAUUUUGCUGAUCUCCAGGGCCGGCCGGAUGACGACCCGGGACUUUAUUGGGAGUUCUACGGCAGCGCUGUGUGCGAGGCCGGCGAGGAGGGCGGGGCCUUCGACAUCCUGGCGGACCCUCCCGGUCCGGACGAGGAAGACGAGGAGGAGGACAAGCGGGAGCUGUUUGAGUUUGAGUUCUCCGACCGGCCCCUGCUGCCCUGCUACAACAUCCAGGUGUCCCUCUCCCAAGGGCCCAGGAACUGGCUGCUGCUGUCGGACGUGCUGCGGCGGCUCCGCAUGUCGGCGCGGGGCUUCCGGCAGGCCUUCCCCCACCUGGAGGUGGUGACGGUGGCGGAGGCGGAGUUCUACCGGCAGGCGUCGCUCUCCCAGCUGUUCAACUGCCCCGACGAGCUGGACGCCUUCCAGCCCGACAGCAAGGAGCUGCUGGACCUGGUGGAGGGCGGCGCCGAGCUGGCCGCCCUGCUGGGCUCCACCCUGGAGUGCCUGGACGGCCGCUGGGAGCUGCCCUCGGUGGACCGCUUCAAGGAGAAGAUCAAGACCAUCGGCCGGCUGGGCUCCUCGUGACCCCCGACCCCGUAGGGAGACUGUUUGCCGAGGGAGCCGAUCGUGGGCGGUGGCGGUGGAGGUGGAGGUGGUGGUGGUGGUGGUGGUUGAGAGGGGGAGGGAUGAUUUCAUAGCCUUACACGUCGUUGCCGUGGCGCUGCAGGCCCCUGCUCUGGGGUCAGGGCCGGGGCGCUGUACUGAAGGACAGACAGACGGACGGCUGGCUGAUGAAGCCGCUGAAAGAUUUCCCUCCAGCAAGCGAGCAUUGAGGAAAUGCAGACUUAUGAAACUUAACAACGGUCUUAUUUUUAUAAGUGGAUUAAUAUAUGUAUAAAAAAAUAUAUACAUCUAAAAGAGUUUUUUUCUGUUUGUUUCUCAUCACUCCUCUGAUAAAGAUUUUAUGGAAGAUGUCUGAAGCUAAACUUACAGACAGUGUGAGGACACAGCACGUUGUGCUUUAUGUUGCUGUUCAGCAUAGAUUACCGAGGCAGUUCUGUUGAAUGUGGCAUUUGUGUUUAUAGGAAGCACACGAUGUAUUUUCCCCUCCUUAGCGCUGUAGCGCUUGCUUGAGCCUCAGGGGCUGUCGUUUUGUUUUUUUAACCGAUGUUAAAAUUUUGCCCUUAAUUUAGUCUCUAAUUUAACAUGGAAACUACAAAAUGUGUUGUAUAAUAAAGUUUUAAGAUGUUGAUAUUCACUCUUCGGCACAGAGCUUGUAUAUAACAGGGAGGCUAUUGCAGUAAAGUAAUUUUUGGUGUGUCAUUUUUUGUUUUAACUUUGUAAUUAAAAUAUCUCAUUUGUAUUUAUAUUUUACAAAAAAAGUUGCUUUAAAAUAAAUAUACAACUGCAAGACGAAA